Molecule: messenger RNA, 3941 nt
Organism: Magallana angulata
Lineage: Eukaryota; Metazoa; Mollusca; Bivalvia; Ostreida; Ostreidae
Product: TBC1 domain family member 15-like
Exons: 9
Coding region: 156-2021 (621 amino acids)
Biological process (GO): activation of GTPase activity
Molecular function (GO): GTPase activator activity
Source: RefSeq, a predicted model, not a curated record
UCUAGUUUUAAAAGUUUAACACAUCACAAGGAUUUAUCAAACUUCAGAAAAAUAGCGAAAUAGUUUUUUGUCCAAUCAGAUUGAGUCGUGUAUUUACUGCUCAAAUGACGGAUGAUGACAGAAGAAGGUAGAAGUCCCCGCUCGCCGAUGAAAAGAUGGAUCUUUUAGAGAGGCCAUGCAGUGCUGACGAUUCCUUUGAGUUUAUAGACUUUCCUGACAUGGCCAACAAAGCGGAAGAACCUCCCCCAGGGAAACUCCAACCUGACCCCAAAGUUUCUACAUUAGAGCCUGUUCCAUCAGUGGUAGGCAGCAAAGAAAGUCAGACUGACAAAGACUGCAAAUCUGUGAACUUAUGCAAUGAUGAUAAAACCUCUAGUCAAAACAGCAAUGUGCCAAAUGAAGAAGACCUCACCAAAAGCCAACAAGACACCCCUUCUUGUUCCUCAUGUUCAUGUGACCAAUCAGUAUCGAGUUUACAAAACAGUGAUGAUCAAGUGGACCAAUCAGAAUGCAUGUGUUCUAAGGACAAGCCUGUGAGUCAAAUGUUAGGCUCAUAUGCAGCCAAAAAACCUAGUUUUUUAUCAGUGAAUGUGCAUGAACCUCCAGAUGAUGAUGUUGAACAUUUACCGACUCCUGUUCAAAGGAGAGGAAAUCCUCUGUGUGCAGAAGUGUUCAAAAAACUUUUUGACAAAGACGGCAGACUUGUCGACGAACAUGCGUUUAGGAAGUGUAUAUUCAUGGGUGGGGUGGAACCAGAUAUUCGGAAGGAGGCUUGGCAGUUUCUUUUUGGACUCUAUCCGUGCACAUCGACAUCGCGGGAGAGAGAAGAACUUCUGUUAGACUACAUAAUGAAGUACCAUGAAAUGAAGUCUCGCUGGAAGACGAUGCUUGUCCUAAAUGCGCAUCCAGGAGCCACCCUCUUACAGCAGGGUCUUGUGGCUCGCUAUCAGAUCGAAGACCAGAAUAACACUAUCCGAAGUCCGGAUCACAGCCCCGGAGAUCACAUAUCCGAGUACGAGAUGAUGGAGAAGAUGCUGAUGGAUGGCAAAAUGAAGGCGGAAACUCCAGACUUUAAAGUCCUGUCCAAGAAUUUCCAGUCCAUUGAUGUGUCGUCUCCGGAGAUGCAGCAGAAAAUGGACUUUAUGAAGAUUCAAGCUCAGGUGUACGUGAACAGACAGAAGAUUGAUGUGAGAAAUCUGUGGAAUCACCUCCGGGUCAUUGACAAGGAUGUUCCCCGAACAGACAGAGAUCUAGAGUACUUCAAAGGCACAAUGAAUCCAAGUCUAACAGUAUUGCGCAACAUCUUGUUGACGUUUGUGGCAUUCCACCCAACGAUUGGCUACGCCCAGGGCAUGAAUGACAUACUGGCUCAGUUCCUAGUUGUCUUUGACUCUGAGGUGGAGGCUUACUGGUGUUUCCGGAAUUAUCUCCAAAAAAUUCAGCAUGAGUUUACCGAAGAAGGAAUGGUCAGCAAAAUAGAGUUGGUGGUGCUGCUUCUACAAGAGAUGGACCCCUCCCUGUUAGAACACCUGAGGGCCAAUGACCUUGGGGACCUUCUCUUUUGUCACAGGUGGCUACUUCUCGGCUUCAAGCGAGAGUUUUCCUUCAUGGAGUCGCUGAGAUGUUUUGAGAUCCUGAGCAGUCACCAUCUUGAGUUGACAUCGAUGGAGGCUGAGAAGACUCGGCGAAAAGAACUCAAAAAAGAAUUCGAGAAUCAAGGGGGCGUGUCACGUUCCUCCCUCCCCACAGACGUGGAGUGUCACUACACCUUUGACCUGUUUAUGUGUGUGGCCCUGCUACAGGAGUGUAGGCCGGACCUAAUGGAGUGUACAGACACAGCGGCCGUUUACUCUGUCAUCAAUGGGUUGACGAUUAAUCUAGAUGAGAUCCUGUUGAAGUCGGCGGACCUGUUCUACAGAUACUGUAAGAAGAGUGUGGAGGACAGUUUCCUCAUGGUGGAGACCCCACUGUCAGCCCGGGCUAUCCGGGCACGACUCAGGGCCGGGUCGGAUGUGGGGUAGAAGGUCAAAGGAGGGGGUGAGGGGUAGUGUGCUGGGGAGGGAGUCGGACAUGGGGUAGAGUUUUGGGAACAGGUGAGGGGGGUAGAGUGUAGGGAGUUAGAUAGGGUGUAAAGAGUCUGAGGGUGAGGGAUGGGAGUAGUGAUGGUUCACUGGGUUCAAAUGUAGUGAUGGGGGUCCAAGGAAUCUGAAAUUGGAGAUAUUUUUAGUAAUGUAUAGAUAUUAGAAAGAGAGAGAGAAAGAAAGAAAUGAGAGAGAGAAAAUGAGAUAACAUUUUCAUAUCGGAAACUGUUUUGAGUACAGGCUUGAUGUGAGUGAGAGAGUUUGUUCUGUCUGAUAUUGAUAAAAGUUCUUUUUAAAGCCAGACACAGAUUGGGUCUGUUGCUGGUAUUCAUUUUUUUUUGUAAGAGUGAACACUCUUUCUGUAAACAAUUGACUUUUAACCUUUUUUUUUUUAGAUGUGUUUAAAAGAAGCAACAUGUUUCAAGUGUUAAUUAUUCUUUGAUCAAAUGCUAUAAUAUAAACUCUACAUUCAGGAAAAAAAUUACUGUAUAAAGUUUGUUUUUUUUUCCUGUAUUUAGUUUGCAAGUUUGGAAUUACCUUGAAUUCCUUAUUGAUUGAAUAGAAUAUGUUCAUCAUAGAUGUAUGGCAUUUAUAAUUCGAACAUUUAUACUUUUUUAUCUUUGGUCAUUUUUUCAAAUCCAUUUAACAUGUUCAUUUAAAUGCAGUUCCCUUGUUUUUCGAUCAGAGAUUCAUGAAAUAUUUACAACAGAAGUUGGUGUGUAGAAAAGAAACAUGUUUUAAAAACAUAUAUAUAGUUAUAUAAAUUUUCAAUUAACACCAGUUGUUACUGUACAUCAUAAUGCAAAAUAUUGGUUGUUUCCUUAUGUUGUAUUUUACUUGGUAUAUAAAUACAUAUGUACUGGUAUGUUGCCAAAAUUUCUUGUAGCUCUUAUCAUCUAAUGUAUUUAAAAUUGUCUUUCUGAAGACUUUGGGAGAACAGUUGAGUAUACAUGCAACCUUAAGUAAAAUAUUCUUGAAGUCAUAAUACUGAAACUAUGUGUAAUAAAGAAGAUGGGGGAAUAAGAUGGCAUAACUGCCCAUUUGGUUUAGUCGUAAAAUACAACUUCAAAUUUAUCAUUUUAUUGAAUUAAAUAUAUUUUAUAUGUUAUAAUACAAGUUUACAAAAGGGCAAUUUCUAACUAUAUUCAGUUUGAAAUAUUUCAAAAAACGAUAAGAAAAAAAACCCCUUAAGUCUUGGUGGUAUUGAACUCACAGCCUAAAAACUCAAGUUCUAUAAUUUACCUUAUGUCUGGUGCUCUAACCACUGAGCCAUUUCAUUCACAACAAAGUGUGUUGUUUAAAUGCUAUAUGAGACGUUGGCCACAAAUUCACGGACUUGUAUUAUUUUUCUAAAACUUUCAAUUGUUGGGCUACAACAUGACAUUUUUAAAGUAUAGUGGGUCAUCUCUCCACAUUUUUAUUGAUUAAAAUCGGUUUAAAUUCCAUUAAACCUCAUUAAGACUAUAACAAACAUAUGGAGCUCAAACCCACUCUAUAAAAGAAAAGAUAAUGAAGUUAUAAAAAAUGACACUAUUUGGAGGUUUUGACACGCAUACGCCAGUUUAAAUCAACCUAUUGCAAGUAUUUAAAAUAUUUAAGGGUAACAAACCGAUUUUACGUUAAAUAUACAUUGUUUUUAAUAAUUUUUAAAAAAAAAAUAUCAGAUUUAAUGAUAUUUUAAUUUUGCAGUUUCUAAUCAUCCUCAUAUGGGGAUUUUACACGCCUUAUUCACCCAUCUUCUUUUUGAAAGUACAUGUACAUAUAAUCAAAUGUUUAAGUUACUUUAUAAAUGUUGGAGAAAAGUUUAGUUGACCUGUUUUGUUAUACUGUUAAUAUUUGUAAAAAUCUAAAAAACAAAAA